Aspergillus viridinutans is the source of this 2448-nucleotide messenger RNA. Its product is annotated as putative endoglucanase. Gene Ontology annotation, biological process: xyloglucan metabolic process. NCBI's taxonomy places the organism in Eukaryota, Fungi, Ascomycota, Eurotiomycetes, Eurotiales, Aspergillaceae. Gene Ontology annotation, molecular function: protein binding. The coding region runs from base 1 to 2448 and encodes 815 amino acids. The record is from RefSeq and is a predicted model, not a curated record. The transcript has a single exon.
AUGAAAUACUGGCUCCAACAGCUAGGGCUGGCGGUGCUGUGCGCAACGAGCGCGGCCGCAGCCACUGCCAAACAUGCGUACGAGUUCAAAUCCGUCGCGAUCACUGGAGGAGGCUACAUCACUGGCAUCGUGGGCCACCCGACUGAAAAGAACCUGCUAUACGCCCGUACCGACAUCGGUGGUACAUAUCGCUGGGAAAAGGGGCUGAACAAAUGGAUCCCACUCACCGACUUCAUCGGCGCCGAGGACGAGAAUCUGCUCGGGACGGAGAGCGUGGCCAUGGAUCCAACUGACCCGAACCGCUUGUAUCUAGCGCAGGGCCGGUACCUGAGUUCUAAUAACUCUGCGUUUUUCGUGUCCGACGAUCGCGGAGCGACUUUUACGAGAUACCGCGCCCCCUUCCCCAUGGGCUCGAACGAGUUGGGUCGGAAUAAUGGGGAGAGACUCGCGGUUAACCCGUUCAAGCCUAAUGAGCUGUGGAUGGGAACUCGCAACGCUGGGUUGAUGAAGAGUAGUGAUCGCGCGAAGACGUGGACGAACGUGACCAAUUUCCCUGAUGCGGCGGCCAACGGGAUUGGAAUCACGUUUGUUAUUUUCGACCCGCAGCGUGAAGGGACUAUCUACGUGGGCGCUUGCAUUCCCGGCGGAUUGUACUAUACGACCGACGGAGGAAAGACGUGGGAGUCCAUUCCAGGGCAGCCAAUGCAAUGGGAUCCGUCUUUGCUCGUCUAUCCCAACGAAACGCAGCCGCAGAGCGCAGGCCCGCAGCCGAUGAACGCAGUAUUGGCAUCUAAUGGAGCGUUGUACGUUACCUAUGCGGAUUACCCGGGACCAUGGGGAGUGUCCUAUGGCGCGGUGCAUGUCUACAACACGACAGCAUCCGAAUGGAUGGACAUAACACCGAACGCUAACAACACCUCUCCGAAACCGUAUACCCCCCAGGCAUUCCCGGCAGGGGGGUACUGCGGUCUGAGCGUUGCAGCCGACGACCCAGAUACCGUCGUCGUGGUCUCGCUCGACCGCGACCCGGGCCCAGCGCUGGAUAGCAUGUAUCUCUCCCGCGACGGCGGCAAGAGCUGGAAAGACGUCUCACAGCUCUCCACUCCACCAGGAAGCGGAGGAUACUGGGGCCAUCCGAUCGCCGAAGCAGCACUCGCCAACGGAACAACGGUCCCCUGGCUGAGCUUCAACUGGGGGCCUCAGUGGGGCGGAUACGGUGCACCCUCUCCCGUCAAGGGAUUGACCAAGUUCGGCUGGUGGAUAACAGCCGUGCUCAUCGACCCGAGCAACCCUGACCAUGUCCUAUAUGGAACCGGCGCAACGAUCUGGGCGACAGAUACCAUAGCCCGCGCGGAUAAGAAUUCCGCGCCGGAAUGGUACAUCCAGGCACAGGGAAUCGAGGAGACCGUCACACUGGCGAUGAUCAGUCCCCGAGAGGGAGCGCAUCUCCUCAGCGGAGCGGGUGAUAUCAACGGGUUCCGGCACGAUGAUCUCGACACGCCGCAGCCAAUGUUUGGGCUCCCUGUGUUUUCGAACCUGAAUACCCUUGACUGGGCGGGACAGCGGCCGGAGGUUAUUGUUCGCGGUGGGCCGUGCGGACAUCAGUAUCCGGAUGGAUGCGGCCAGGCGGCUUAUUCGACGGAUGGAGGGAGCGGGUGGACCAAGUUCCAGACAUGCAUCGCCGGUGUUAACACCAGUUCAACCAACCCAGGCGUUAUGACUAUCGAUGCCUCUGGAAAGUACGUCGUCUGGACGUCUGCCAUGUACGUCGUCUCGUCGUCUGUGCAGGCCGUGACCCCGGCAGCGAGUGACUCCGGUCCGUAUGCCUCGAACGACUGGGGAAAGACCUGGACAUCGCCUCGCGGGCUGACGGUGCAGACGCCAUACAUUAGCGCCGAUCGCGUACAGCCGAAGACAUUCUACGCUUUCUCCGGCGGAGUUUGGUAUCUCAGCACGGACGGUGGCCUCUCAUAUGAUGCCUUUAAUGCAACAAAGCUUGGACUGCCUGCCUCCACCGGCGCUGUCCCCGUCGUAAGCGUCGACAGGGCGGGUGAGAUCUGGCUAGCCCUCGGUAGCAACGGGGUCUAUCAUACCACCGACUUUGGGAAGCACUGGAAACUCAUCACGCACAAGGGAACAGUCGCCGACUUGAUCACCGUGGGUGCAGCAGCUCCUGGGUCUAAGCAGCCAGCACUGUUUAUUAGAGGCUCGCCUGGUCAUCCGGAGAAGAGUGCUUAUGGGAUCUAUCGGUCGGAUGAUAACGGGUCCACAUGGGACCGGGUUGAUGAUGAUACACAUCGUUAUGGAGGGUUCAAUCUCAUCCAGGGAGAUCCUCGAGUGUAUGGACGGGUGUAUCUGGGUACAGGCGGUCGUGGUCUUCUCUACGCAGAUAUUGUCGCCCAGCGAUCAGACAAGCAGGGGAAUGUACCAGGGACAGGGGGUAUUUGA